Molecule: messenger RNA, 777 nt
Organism: Trichobilharzia szidati
Lineage: Eukaryota; Metazoa; Platyhelminthes; Trematoda; Strigeidida; Schistosomatidae
Source: the annotation of a GenBank genome assembly
AUGACAUUUAAGUUGGCUAGAACAGAGUGCAAACUUCUUCGACGCAUACUGAGUUCACAUGGAUUUCAUGAAUCUUUUAGUCAGUUUGAAGAGUUAAAUAUAUUGUGGACAGGCUGUCACCUGAAACCCUACCUUCUGAGGUUUUUAACAGAUUUUCAAAAAGUUAACCACUUUCCAAGAUCAUAUGAAAUCACUAGGAAAGACAGGCUGGCUAAGAAUAUUAAAAGAAUGCAGCUUAUUAAAGAUCUGAAAAGCUUUGAUUUUGUGCCAUCAACAUUUAUACUUCCCGAAGAACUAGAUGAUUUUUAUAGAAGCUACCUUGGUGAGAAGGGGGCAUUUAUUGUAAAGCCAAUAGCGUCCUCCAGAGGCAGAGGAAUCUAUUUAGUUAAACAUCCUGAAGAGGUUUCAUGUGAAGAACCAGUAAUUGUUUCACGUUACAUUUCGAACCCCCUCCUGCUUGAUGGCUUCAAGUUUGACGUACGCCUUUAUGUUGCUGUGACCUCUUAUCAACCAUUUAUAUGUUACAUAUAUGAAGAGGGACUUGUACGCUUUGCCACAGUACGGUACCAACAUGGGGUCAAGCAUCUCAAAACUCAGUGUAUGCAUCUCACAAACUACAGCGUAAAUAAAAGAAAUUUUGAGUACGUACAAAAUGAUGAUGCAGAUAUUGAGGAUUUCGGAAACAAAUGGUCUUUCGGUGCCCUUCUGAGGUCAAUUUAUCGCCUUCAUUGGUUUGUGAUUCACCUUUGGACUUCAAAGUUAAAUCACACAUGCUAA